GUUAAGGUGUUCAGAGCUCUGUACACAUUUGAACCCAGUACUUCAGAUGAAUUAUGCUUCGAAUAAGGUGAUAUUAUCUACAUUACUGACAUGAGUGAUACCAACUGGUGGAAAGGUACUUCCAAAGGCAGGACUGGAGUAAUCCCAAGCAACUAUGUGGCAGAGCAGGCAGAGUCUAUUGACAAUCCACUGCAUGAAGCUGCAAAAAGAGGCAAUUUGAGCUGGUUGAGAGAGUGUUUGAACAACCGAGUUGGGGUCAACGGCUUAGACAAAGCAGGGAGCACGGCCCUGUACUGGGCUAGCCUCAGGGGUCACAAAGAUAUAGCCGAAAUACUGUUGACUCAACCAAACAUUGAAUUGAACCAGCAGAAUAAGUUGGGAGAAACAGCUUUGAAUGCACCUGCCUGGAAGGGCUAUGUGGAUAUUGUCCAGUUGCUUCUGGAAAAAGGUGCUAGAAUAGACUUAAGAAACAACGAGAAGAAGCUGGCUCUGGACAUGGCCACUAACGCGGUCAGUGCAUCUCUCCUGAAGAAGAAGCAGGGAGCAGAUGCAGUUCGAACAUUAAGCAAUGCAGAGGACUAUCUUGAUGAUGAAGACUCUGAUUAAUUCCCUGCCAGAGCAUGGAGAUCUCAAAAUUCUGUUGCUUUUGCCUUUCCGAAGCUUGCCUUUGCGAGAAGAAAAUAGUGUUGGUAAAUUAAAAA
Molecule: messenger RNA, 701 nt
Organism: Sorex fumeus (smoky shrew)
Lineage: Eukaryota; Metazoa; Chordata; Mammalia; Eulipotyphla; Soricidae
Product: osteoclast-stimulating factor 1-like
Exons: 1
Coding region: 91-606 (171 amino acids)
Biological process (GO): signal transduction
Molecular function (GO): protein binding
Source: RefSeq, a predicted model, not a curated record